GUCAUAUGUCGUUUGAAUUCCAAAUUUGGGGGAAGGGUACUUCAAGUAAUCCUAGAAAGAACCCCCUUGACCUAUGCGACAUUAUAAAAAAAAUCCCUGAAAAAAUCUUAAUUUAAAAAAAGCCCUAGACAUCAUUUGCGAAUAACUCCCGUACUCAACUAUGCCUUUAUAUUAUAAUCGAUUUUAUGUUAAUACUACUAUGGAGUGUAUAUUAAUAGAUGAACACAUAUUUUUUUUUUCCAUUUUACACUUUCUUCCUUCUUAUUUAAAAAAAAUAAAAUAAAUUGAAAAAAAAAAAUCCAGAGGAGUAAGUCGUUGUAAGGAACGUGAGAAGAACGAGACGAGACGAGUAAGGAAAGGAAGGUGUGGAGUGAGUUGGGAUUUUAAAAUUCAGUAGUGCUCCAAAUCAGCCGGAUUCGAAAUAGUAGGGGCUUUGGGAAAUGGGGAAAUGCAGCAACAACAACAGCCGCCUCCGAUUCGCUCAGUCUCUGAUAUUUAUGGUACGGACGAAAUAGACUUUCUACUGGAAGAAAUACGCGAUUUGGAGCCGGCCUGCUGUCACGAGGAUUUACAAGAUUUUGAGAUUGCUGGUAGCAGAGCCGGAGAAAUAUCAAUUACAACACCGCUCGAACCUCUUGAAUCGCCAUUGGAAACAUGCUCAUCAUGGGACUCGCAUCUCAAUUAUCGUGAACGUCUUGGACAAAAUCAAAUGGGAUGGGGAGGUGUUGUGCUUCAUUGUGAUGCGUCACAUCUUAAAACACCAACAGGAAUUGUUCGAAUUUUAUUGGUUAUAUCAUCAGCUUGUUGCUUGGCGUUUGAAUGUUCUGCUGGAACAGUACAAGUUGGACUUUUUUUACUGCCAUUGAUUGGACGAUUAAGAUUGAUGGUUUUUUGUGCACUUUUCUCAUUGCUAGUAACAUGUUUAAUGCUCUUUUUGGAUAUCUCACAUAUUGCACUGAUGUUUCCCUUUAAUUGGGGGAAAUUAGUAAGUAUGCUUAAUGCGUGGUUGUACCUGACGAUUGGAUUGUUAUUCAUUCUCAGCUCAUCGCUGAUCAUUCACAUGGUCUUCUUUGCUGAGGAGUUUGUAUGGGUGGUCAAAUAUACAAAAGAUACGUUAUUUGUAUCAGCUAUAAUUGGUUAUUGUUGUGCAUUAGAAGCAUUUAUACUAGCAAUUUUAGCAUGCUGUCCAUAUUGUCGUCGACGAUUCAGACGAUUCCGACGAGGUUUGAAUGAAGAUCAAGUGGGACUGCAUGAUAGGGAGCUAAGUCCGUUAAGUAGUAACGAUAUUGGUGAUAAACGUAGUAAAGUCAGCAAUAUUCCAAAUCAUUACAAUAAAACAAUGAAGAGAUCUGUAACAGAUACGAUAAGAGAGCAACUUGAAGGUGAUAUAGACAUGCCAAUGCCGAAUCAAAAGCCAGCUUAUAUUCCAAUAAAACGACCUGACCAGGUGUAUAAUCAAAAGUCAACAAUAGGCUCAAUGCGCAAAAAUCGUCAAGGAUAUCAUUAUCAACCAAUAGCAUCAACAUCACGUCAAAGUCCAACAUUCAUAAUCGAUCAUGGCUUUGACGAUCAGGAUGAUGAUGAUGAGCUAAUAAUUCCAAUAAAUCCAGGACAUAAGUUUGCGUGAUAAUAACAGAGAUUUGGCGCGAAUGAAUGAAUGAGAACAUAUGUGUGGAUGCGUGAAUGAAACAACCAUUUUUUGCGGGUAAAUAAUUAGAAAAGUAUAUUAGUUGUAUAUAAAAUCGCUCGAAUGGCUCUAAGCGUCACGACUUUUUUCCUUAUUAUUUUUUUUUUGGUCUUAAUCCUUAAAAAAAAGAUUGUAUGAACAAGAACAUGCGAAUGGGAAAUGAGAUUUUUUUUUUGAUUCUUUCCAUACAUAAGAAAUGAAACAUUUGACCCUUCCUUCCUCAUCGAAUAUAUUAAAAAAGUUGUUCAUCAUAUACAAUGAGAUAAGAAAAACUACAUUAAAUACCAUUUAUAGACAAUGUAAUUCACGAUUUACGAAUGACAUUAUUAUGAAUAAUAUAACACGAAUGAAACCAAGAAGCUUUAAAUUUUUGUAACAACAUGAGAAUCACACUUUUGUCAAUCAUUUUCUUAUUUAGUUUCGCUCACUAUAUCUAUUUAUCUAUCUAUUCUUCGUGACAAUUGCUAUCUUUUUAAUUAUAUACACCCCA
Messenger RNA from Chironomus riparius, 2177 nucleotides. NCBI's taxonomy places the organism in Eukaryota, Metazoa, Arthropoda, Insecta, Diptera, Chironomidae. The record is from the annotation of a GenBank genome assembly.